This is a messenger RNA of Drosophila busckii, 1047 nucleotides long. RefSeq lists its product as uncharacterized. Bases 100 to 966 code for a protein of 288 amino acids. The transcript has a single exon. Lineage: Eukaryota; Metazoa; Arthropoda; Insecta; Diptera; Drosophilidae. The record is from RefSeq and is a predicted model, not a curated record.
CGCUGCUUAUAAUGCGCUGUUUUAUUUUUAAAAUUCUAUAAAGUUAAUUUAGUUUUAUUCGUUAGGACGACAUUGCGAGAGCGAGCACUGGUUGGAGUCAUGAGCACGGAGCAGGAAACUAAUCUGCAGAUAAGCCUGCUUAGGAGCUUCGAGGAGCUAACCGAGGCGGAUCAGACGCGCUGCUUUCAACAUUAUCUGGAGGAGCCGCUGGCGGAGAAACAUUUGCUGCACAAGUAUCUGAAGCGCACGUCGUCGCUGGAGGAUCGCGCCAGCGAGGAGCCGCUGGAGAAUGAAUGCUUCUUGACCUUCGAUGAGUUCAAAAUGAAUGACAAAUAUAGCGCGCUGAUAUUUUGUCUAUGCGGUAUCUCGCAUCCGUUUCAUUACGUUCUCUAUCUGAGCAUACAUGAGGAUGCCAGAAUGGAGAGCGUGGAGGCGUUUAUACUUGAGAUAUUGGCCAACAUAUUGAUAUACGAAAUACCGCAGUUGACCAAAUAUACCGUUAGAUUCGUGCUCUGCCGCGACAACGAUGUCACCAAUAAAGUCAUGGCCAUGAUCUCCGACGCGGGCAAGAAUAUUAGUCUGUUCAAUGCUUUCCACAUCAUACGCGAUCCGCUAAAGCUGCGCGACUCCAACCUGCACAAUCCGUACGUGCAGCAGGCCUGGUCGGACAUAAUGCUGGAAAACAUUGGCCUCUCCAUCAUUCGCCCUAUGUUCAGCAAGCAUCGCGCGCUGGCCAAGGAGAAGGAGCAUGCAGUCCUGAAGCAGUUUAUCGAUGAUUUCUAUGUCAUUGCCAGAGAUCUGCUGGAUGUGCGCUUCGAGAUCAAUCUAAGGCUCUGCACCAUGGAGCGUGUGCUCAACUUUGAGCACAUUGUGCUUAGCCACAUGAAAUCCUACGAAAAUCGCGAUCUCUCACGCAUGUUUCUCUUCAAUCUACUGCGCGCACUCAUCAUUAUUUAUGCUUAUUAACUCGGAGAUUUUAAGCCCAGAACAAUGAGUGCGCAGGCGUAUGGCUAAAUAAAAUUUUAUGUGAAACUAUUUAUAGUUUUU